Messenger RNA from Trypanosoma cruzi, 657 nucleotides. RefSeq names its product ubiquitin-protein ligase, putative. NCBI's taxonomy places the organism in Eukaryota, Euglenozoa, Kinetoplastea, Trypanosomatida, Trypanosomatidae. The record is from RefSeq and is a predicted model, not a curated record. The transcript has a single exon. The annotation marks the transcript as partial.
AUGUCUUUUUUACGUGCCUUUCUGUCUCACUUUUUCUUUUUAUUUGACGACACUUUUGUCUCUACUCCCCCCUCUUUUUUUUUUUCUUUCUGUUUCUGCCUGUUUCCUCCCCUCCCCUCCCUCCACCUCCUCACAUUCCGGAGGUUGCCAGUUACUGGCGCGGAGGAAAUGAAUGGUAACUUUGUUUUUAAUGGCAGGAGUCGCCCGACGCAUCUCUCUUUGUCUCGCGACCACCAGCCUUCGAAGGAUGCGAUUCUCGCCGAGACUCGGAAAAAGCGUGAGCGGCGCGAGAUCAAUCGCGUGCAGCAGCAAGCGGCUUUGCGCAUACAGCGGAAAGCACGCCUGUGGCUGAGCCGAAUGUCACUUGCUGAUCUUGCGUUUAAUUUGUUUCAAUCCGUCCGGGAUGAAUCGCAGAAAACACCGGGAAGGCGUUUGGAGCGCUUCUGUUGGGACUUUGAGUUCUUCUGUCGUGGUAAACGCCGUGGAUUUGAUCAUAAUUCUCGCCGGAUGAUGUGCACACAGGUAGUUUUGCAGCAACUGAGACGCAGCAUCCGUGCGGGUAGUGUGAGGGAGGAGUUGUUUGGGUGUCAACAUGGGCUUGACUUACUGGCCCGCCUGAUAUUCGAGGAGUACGCCAGGCCGCCCGUUAACGCGGAA